CAAAAGCUAUUGAAGUUUUAUUGUUUGUUUUAUUUGAGUUUAAGAAAAACACUUUUUAUAACUCUUUGUUCAAACAAUUCAAUAUCUUUGUGUAACAGUUCCUUCCCAAGUUGAUCGUUAUACUAUAAACAAGUAUAUGGAUUUCAUAAUGUUGAUACAAUGGGUUGCUCUUCUUGCCGUUUGCAUCUAUGUGAGAGUUAUUUCAGGUAGCCCGUAUUACGUUUCGGAACAGAAAACAAAUUGGGGAUAUAGUAAUUGCACCUUAGCUAUUCCAAAUCUGAAUUACACUCAGUCUGGUAUAUUUGCCGAAACAGAGCAUGAAACGAAUUUGACAAUGCCGGAAGAGGGUUUAUGGAUUGGUUUGUUUCAAGCGCAGCUCAGUUUUGCAUACGUCGGUUGCAAUGAGAUGAAUAGUAACGGUGCUGUUAUCGUUCAUAAUAUAAGUGAGUGCAGAUGGAAGAGUGGCUGCAAUACGUUUGCAAUUAGAAAAGCAGACAAUAAGGAAAUUGAUUGCAAGUGUUUUGAUAAUGCUGUUGUUGCCAAGGAAACGAAAUGCACCUCAAUCUGUAGCAUAACGUUAACAGAAGGAUACAAAUGCGGUCGACAGGGCCACAGAUAUUUUUCUGUUUACACAGUUGAAAAUGAUACCAUAUGUUCUGAUAACUGUUACAAAGAUGCUUGGAAAUGCCUUAGAUGUAUGCCCUUCAUUUGGAUGAAGUGUUCUUAUCGGCAGUCACGGAAAAUAGGCAUAAUCUGCAGUACCAACCCAUUCACAGAUAUCAACGGAACAGUUCAAGCCAUUUCGGAAACAGCGAGUAAUUAUUCAGAGGCAGGAGAAAAAUGUUUCGCUGCAGGGAUGUUCCCAGCCACUUAUGGCCACAUUAAUUCUUCAGUCAUAACAAUAAACACAUCAUACUGGACAGGCAUUUUCAGAAUGAACUCAUUACUUCGAGUUAACGAAACCUUUUCCACUUACAAACCCAAACAGCACGCGUAUGUCACACAGGAUGGAACGAGGCUUGAAGUUCAGUUUGACGACAAAGGCACUUUAAGACGAAAGAGUCUUUGUGAGACACCGAAUUUUGCGGGAAAAGCAACAACUGCAACAGAAGGCCGUUCCACAUCCACAUCGAACAUUUUAGAAACAACUGAGGAUACCAGGUCAAAAAUACAAGUUGAUCAACGAGUCCCUAUUGCGGAGAUUUCUGCUAGCGUUUCAGCUGUUGUCGUUCUGGGGAUAUUAAUCGUCAGUUUCGUUAUACUGAGUAAAAGGGGAAGGCUACGUUGUUUAAGUGAGAGAAAAACAACUAUGACAAACAAAGAAUCACCAAUGCAGUACAUAGAUACGAAGUACACUGAGCCAGAAACACGUGACAUCCCGAAGGCUUAUCCAAAUCAAGGAUAUUCCAUGACUGAAGAAUUGCCCAUUUCAACUAAAAACAAUACUCCAGGAAAACCACAAAUGAAGGACUACAGCGUCGAUGUUAACAAGGUGGCUAAUACUGAAAACAAUCCACACGAUAUUCAUCAUAUUGCUCAUAUACACAACAGUCUCAGCCAGGAACCGGAAGAAUAUGACCAUCUUAACCACUCAGGAACCUCAGACGACAUAACUUCUCAUCUAAUUAACGACUAUGAUUGCACGACCGCCGCAAUAGGUGAAAACCAGGACGACACAUAUAACCAUUUAAAUGAACGUCCUCAGCAGAACCAGAUUACGGAGAAUUUAUACGGAGUACAGAACGAAAAUGAAACUUCAGACAUAUACAACCAUUUGAAUGAACGUCCUAAACAGAGACAGAGUACGGAGAAUGUAUACGGAGUACAAAACAAAAGCGAAACUGACGAGGUAUAUAACCAACUGAAUGAACGACCUGAACGGAAAAACCUGAUGCAAAACAUCUUUGGACUACAAGAUAAAAAAAACAUCGAAAAUGAAUAUGAUAUUACAGUUUAAACACCAAACACCAACAAAUAUACAUAUAUAAAUAUAAAGUAUAGACGUAAUAUAUAUCUACUACUUUGUAUAAGCAGCUCUAUAGUGCAUAAUUGUGUAACAUUCUUGAAUGUUAACCACGAUAAACACACCUAGUUUUUAUAAAGUAUUUAUGCACUGUGUUAUUUGUGGACUUUUGUGCUGUUGUUCCAUGUUUCUUGUUUGUUUGUUUUUUUGUUGUUGUUUUUGUUUUUAUGUUCUUUGGCGUUUACCCUUUGCCAUUAAACAGGGUUUAUGUUUUGACUUUUUGCUACUGGGCUUAAAGAAAUAUAACCAAUAUAUAUAGAGAGAGAGAACAACAGUGUGUAUUUCAU
Messenger RNA from Mya arenaria, 2310 nucleotides. RefSeq lists its product as uncharacterized. NCBI's taxonomy places the organism in Eukaryota, Metazoa, Mollusca, Bivalvia, Myida, Myidae. Bases 137 to 1957 code for a protein of 606 amino acids. The transcript has 10 exons. The record is from RefSeq and is a predicted model, not a curated record.